Molecule: messenger RNA, 1095 nt
Organism: Scutellospora calospora
Lineage: Eukaryota; Fungi; Glomeromycota; Glomeromycetes; Diversisporales; Gigasporaceae
Source: the annotation of a GenBank genome assembly
AUGCCACCCUUUCAAACUUUAGACCAUCAUACAGCAUUAGAAAAUGAAACUCCGGAAACCCUUAAUGAAAAAACAUGGGCUGAUUUAAUUGCUUUAUGCCAAGAUCGAAAGUUAAAUGCGGAAGGUGAUAAAGUCACAUUAAUACAACGACUUUUGGAUUGGAAAUUAAAUACACGCCCAGUUCCUGCACCUUCAACUCCACGUCUUUUUUCAGCAGACGGGCCAAAUAAUUUGCGACAGGAUAAAAUAAAUUCCGUAUAUAUGACAUCAUUGUUUCUUGAUGAUGAUGAUUUAGCAAGAGAAAUUCGUUAUAGUGAAUUGGAAAUAGGAAGAAAAUUGGGAUCAGGUGGAUUUAAAGAUUGUUACAUUGGGCGAUAUAAAGGGGAAUCUGUUGCUAUUGGAGAACUUCGAGUAGCAAAUUUUUCAGAUACAGAUUUUAAAGAAAUUAAACAUGAAAUAAAUGUUCUCAAGCAGCUACGACAUGAAAAUAUCAUACGUUUCAUCGGUGUAUCGACGAAUACAAAACAUUUAUGCAUUGUUACAGAAUUAUGUGAUAAUGGUGAUUUAUUUGAUUAUAUGAGAUUGAGUCCGAAACCAUCGUUUACUCAAAUGAUAAUGUAUAUGCAUGAUAUUGCACUGGGUGUUUCUUACUUACACACGCGACGUCCUAGCAUUAUUCAUAGAGAUUUAAAAUCGAUGAAUAUUUUAGCAAUAAAAAUAAAUGAUUUUGGUCUCGCUCGUAUUCGACCCAGAGCAAAGGCGAGCGUGCAUACACAAUGUGGUACACCGAAUUGGCAAGCACCUGAAUUUUGGUCACCUAAGCCUAGUUAUACCGAAAAGGUUGAUGUAUACGCAUGUGGCCUUAUAUUUUGGGAAAUCUUGACAUGGGCUGAAUUUGGAUAUCCAUAUCAAAAUUUUUCUGAACAUCAAUUGUACGAAGCAGUACGAGAUAAAGGUGUUCGUCCAAGCUUGGAAACUUUAAAAAUAUGUCCAUACAAGUUAUUAAACUUGAUUGAGACUAUGUGGAAGACAAAUCCAAAAGAUCGGCCUAGUAUGGGAAUCGUAGUUGAACAACUUGUAGAAUUUUUAACUUAG